AUGGGAGAAGCGACGACUAUAGAGGAGGAAGAACAUGUUGCAUCGCCACCACCUACCUCUUACUACCUGGGCUCGGGUAUACCUUGCAAUCGGAAACACGCACAGAAGACAAUUCCAACAUGCGGAGGUGUUAAGAAGAAGAAGCCUAGGAUGCGAGUCCACGGAUUCCCGAGUCUCAUGGGGAACUUUCCCCCGUACCACGCUGCCCCUGUUGAGCCUGCACCGAACCCUGUGCCUGAAGCCCCUCGUGUGAUUCAGGAGAUGAGGAUGCAUGAUCCUGCCUGGAUAACCGACGUUGUGAAUGAAUGGGUACGAGACCAGGGAGGAAUCCAUCGGUUCGAAGUAGGCAAUGCUCGAAGGCAAAACCCCCAGCCACUACUGAGGAGGAUAGAUUGUCGUACUUGUUUGACCACACCCGGCGACUUAGCCACAAAGUUGAGGCCAUAG
Lactuca virosa is the source of this 447-nucleotide messenger RNA. The record is from the annotation of a GenBank genome assembly. NCBI's taxonomy places the organism in Eukaryota, Viridiplantae, Streptophyta, Magnoliopsida, Asterales, Asteraceae.